AAUCAACCACAACCGCAGAGUCAGAAUCGGAGACGAACAGCCACCUCAUGGACCUUCGCUCGACCAUUACGAUCACACUCUCACACACGGACAAUGGCAAGAGAUACGGAUGUCGAGCUAUCCAUCCCGCCCUUGAACGUACGGGCACGAGCAUGGAAACUGAAGUCACCCUCGACGUCCAGUACGAGCCCGGUUUCCCCGAGAUCACCGGCUACACAGAGGGCGAAAUAGUACGAGCAGGUGACAAGAAAACUCUAACGUGUAGAGCGCGAGGUGGAAACCCUUUGCCGGAAGUUUUCUGGUACAAGAAUGGCCAGCAGGUCGACAAGAAUUACAUCAAACACCAGAGUUAUGUCGUGAAUGAAUACGAGUUCGAGGUGGAUGCGUCAGACAACAUGGCUAAGUACGAAUGCCAUGUUAUGAAUGUAAUGACGUCACAGCCCAAGAAAGCGGAAAUACACCUUAGAGUUAAUUUCGCCGCGUCCAAAGUGACCAUCACGGGGCCCAGCCAAGCUAAGGUCGGCGACGUCAUCACGAUCACGUGCGUCGCCGAGAACUCGAACCCGCCCUCGGACGUCAACCUGGUCAUCAACGGCCAGACGCCCCCCGGAGCGACGUCCAGGACGCAAAAGGUGCCCAACGGAGGCUGGAACACGAUCACCAACCUGACGCGGUACGAGGUGCGGCCCAUCGACGCGGAUCUGAUGGUGAAUUGCUACGCGCUCAACCAGGCUCUGGGGUCGACCAAGAUUGACACGGAAGUCAUUAGCGUCCUGCGUCCCCCCGAGACGCCCGUCAUCCUGGGCUACGAGCGCGGCCAAGAACUCCGGAAGGGAGAUCGCCAGCGCCUCACCUGCGUCAGCAACGGCGGCAACCCCCUGGCGACGCUCACCUGGUACAAGGGCUCCCAGAAGCUGCCCUCGGAGACGCACCACGACGCCGUCACAGCGCUGGCCGACGUCGACAUCCUCCUCGACGAGUCAGAUAACGGGGCCGAGUAUCGCUGCGAAGCCACUAACGAGGCCACGGCGCACCCGCUGGCCAACUCGACCGUGCUGAGUGUCAUGUUUCCUCCCUCUGCGGUCAAGGUCAGAGCUCACCCUCGAGUAAUCAACGCAGGGAGUCCGAUGACGCUGUUCUGUGAGUCAGCCUCGAGCAACCCUUACGCCAACAUCACGUGGUGGAGAGAUGGGUUCGAGGUGGACGGAGACUACAGCGUGGAAACGAAGCCGGGGCAGUUUGGCGGCACUGUGACCAACUACAGCGUGAGGGUCGAAGUAACAGCCGACGACGACGGGGCUGUCUACACAUGCCAGGCAGACAACGGCUUCGGUUCAACAACUCACGAUGCAGUUACCAUCUCCGUUCAUUACUCCCCCGUGUGGGUGAAGGAACCCCCCAAGGCCCUAGACGUCAAGGAGGGCGAAAACGUCAUGCUCAACGCCAGCGCCCGCGGGAAUCCCAACAGCCUGACGUACCUGUGGCGACGUGGCGAGGAGGUGGUCAUGGCGGACAACAUCCUCAACAUCUCGAGCAUCACGAGAGACCAGGCGGGCGUUUAUUCGCUCGACGUUUCCAACUCCGAAGGCAACAUCUUCAGGAACGUGUCGAUUAACGUCAAGUACGCUCCGAUCAUCACUGAAGUCACAGGAAGCAGCAACGUUUCCGAGGGCGACUCCGUAACGUUGGUGUGCCACGUGGACGCCGUGCCGAGCCCCGACAUUGAGUGGAGGAGAGAGGGAUACAACUUCGAGAGAACGAAGACGAAGAAGCACGCGACGAGGAACAUCGCCGAGAUGACGAUUUCGAACGUGACCAAAGAGGACACCGGCGUAUUUGCGUGCUUCUCCAAGAACGAGAUCGGCGAGGCAACGAUAGUCAACGCUACCGUCAUUGUUAAACACAAACCCAUCAUAGACACAGCCCCACAGUACCAGAAGGCGGCGGCGGAGGCAGGGGGUAACGUCCAGAUGGUGUGCAGAGCAAAGGGCGCCCCCUAUAUCGACUUCACUUGGUACACGAGCGAGAACACGCCCAUCGAGAAAGCUAUCUAUUCGAGAUUUACUAAUAGAUACAGGGUCGAGGAUAGAAAGCUGAUAGACGGUCUGGUAACGUACGAGAGCGUUCUGCACAUUAACAACGUAACAAGCAAAGACUACGGCUUCUUCCAAUGCCAAGCACGGAAUUCCAUCGGCUCCUCUCACACAGUCAUUCAUCUGGACGGUACGAGUCGGCCUGACACUCCUCUCGAUCUGAAGGUGUUGAAUUUCACUCACGAUUCUGUGGACUUGGAAUGGACCCCUGGCUUUGACGGGGGACUGCCGCAGAAAUACCGAGUCAGAUACAACAUUGAUACAACCAAACGAUACCAGUACGUGGACGUUUACCCCGAGAACUCGACUGUCUUCACUGUCACAGGACUUGCUCUCGGGACAUCUUAUGCCUUCAGCGUCCUAUCGUACAAUGACAAGGGAGAAUCUGGCUUUACUGAUACGGACGUGAAGGCUACAACACUGAGGAUAGCCCCCCCUCAGGAGCGCCCCGUGGAAGGGUCCAAAGUGCCAACUGGAAGGGUGUCAGGGAUUAUAGUGAUCACUAUAACCCUCGUGGGCAUCGCUCUCCUCAUACUGAACGUGGCACUCGUCGCUUGCUUCAUCAAACGGCGGCGCCUUCAAGCAUCAUCAGACAAGGGCUCCAGCAAAAGCACUACCAUUGAGAUGUACGCACCGUCGUCUUACACAGGCACUGUGACCGGCGAAACCUUGUCAUCGAUAUCUGAGAAGUCGAGGGAGAGUUAUGAACAUGAGGACUCGACCGACGAGUACGAGGCCGAGGCGUCGAGGGCGAACGCCACGAGCACCUACUUGAUAGAGCAACUCGAACCCCCCUCCCAAUACGCCACGAGACCCCCUCCCCACAUCCUCCCGCCUCCCCCCUCGCACAACGACCUCAAUAUUGAAGACGGUUAUGAUGAGAUGAUCAGGAACCAGUAUAAUAUAGACCACACCGGCGGCUACGGCACGCUGGGCAGACGGAAUCCGGCGCCCGACCACUACAACAUCAACCCCGCAGACAGCCACUACCCGCCGCCCACCCACCGCUACAACACCUACCAACCGCCCACCCAACACAUCCUCACCGCCCACAGCCAUGCCCAGAACAACGGGUCCCUUCGGCGGAACCCCCCGUCUAAGCUCCACUUCCCGAAGGACUACAUCCGCAACGGGUCCAUGAACAUCCCCGCAGGCACAGGCGGCGCAGGCACGGUCGGGAGCCAGUACAGCAACAAGCCGCAGUCGCCGACGCGCACCCACGCCCCCAUGCUGUCCACCUUCGCCCCCGACCCACAGCAGAUAUCGUCCGGCAUCCCGCUGGAGCACCGGGGCCACCUGGUGUGAGGGGGCUGCCAGUAGGCCUUCGGGCAGACGCCGAGCUUUUCUCUUUCGGAAAGGGACUUAGGUUUGCUCCUUUGAGAAGAUCGUGAGGCUCAAUUUGGGUGUUGUUACUGAUCGUGGAUGAAGACCCAAGCGCGAGAGGCGACGUGGUCUGAAAACAGCGUGAUUCACUCGAGUCUUACAGUUAACGGUGAACAGUUCACCUGGCUUAUUCAUAGACAAGCCACUCCCUUAGUGUCCUUUCGGGAGGCGGUUUUAAGCCCGAUCUCAGAUACCUUGGACUCAAUGCCUGAGCUGAGGAUCUUCGCCAAACCUUCGAUGACACGAAGUACUUAAGGAGCGGUGUUGCAGAGGUGCCGUAAUCAAACUGAACAUGCCAAAAAUACUUAAAGCUAACGUAACGGAGAAAAGCAGUUUGGCAAAUGGUGCUGUGUGUGGGUAUGUGCAGAAGGUCGUUGGAGAAGCUGUGAGAAUAAGUUAGAUGACUUUUUGGAAUGGCCUUGAGACUGCUUGACGAAUGAGGAUGGAAAAUGUGUGUCGUAAAUUCGGUUGUGCUGGAAUAUAGGAAGUGUCGUGCGUGCAUAUUGGCAAAGGUGUCAUUUACUACACAUUGUGUGAACGCUACCGUGUGUAUAAUUCCUUGUCAGUUUCAGAAAAAUGACUGAAGUGACAGUGAUAACAUAUCAUUUGCACAAGGCGAUAAGAGUGUUGACAGAGUGAUGUGAACAAGAGAAUCACACAAUGAUGCUCAAUAAUGUGAUGUAACAUUUGUAAGUUUAUAUAUUUUAGGCCUUUAUGAAAGUAUUUUGCAGGAUUUAGUGAAUUCCCUCUCUCGCGACAGGGAUGAAAAUUCACACACAAUAAUCUGAUGUGAUAAAUGCCCGUAUAGAGGAUAAGCAAGACCUUGACCUUUUGCCUGCUUUAAACUCCCAUGUGAUGUGACAGUCAUGUGAUAAUGGAACGGGAAGGUCGGAGCACAAGAAGAAGGAUGAUCCAGGCAAACGGAAGUGCCUUUUAGUGAGUUAGUAUGUCAGUGGUAGGACACACUUUAGGAGGAAAAUAUUUUUUCUCUGACUCUAAGGUGAAAAUGCCAUUUUUUCCCUGAUUACCCCUCCCACUUCUGGAGACGGUAAAGGACUUGAGAAAAGUGUGUGUUCUAUAUCUAUCAUUCAUUGCCAAAGCAACGUACUAUGAAUGUACGUUUCUAUUCUGGGGUACUUUUUUAUUUACUUUUAGAAGUAAAUGUUUAGUUUACUUUAAAAGAAGAAAGAAAUGAACUUUUGAAAGGCCAUUAUCAAAACUGGUUUCCCUAGAAUACCUAAGGGCAUUUCUUAUAUCUCAUAUGAAGACGUAUGGAUAUUCAAUGAAGGCAGUAACUCUACGGAUAUACUCUCCAGUAUUCAAUAACUUUUUUGCUUUUCAAUACUCAAACUUUUUUUUUUCUUUUAUUGUUCCCUUUAAUUCAUUGUUUCGAUAUUAGAAAAAAAAUAUGACCAAUACCAGGAAAACAUUAAGUAACCCCUCCCCCCCCAAAAAAAAAAACAAUGGACAUAUAUAUGUACUUACGAUUAUACCUACUUAGUCAUCCCAGACAAGCAAGCUAUCGUGCCAAAGGAAUAUUGUCAAUCUGUCAAUCAAUCAAUCAAGGUGUGAAGUGGACUGAAGGGGACGGUUGCUUCAUAGCGCCAGGUGAUUUAGCUGUUUUCUAUUAUCUCCUUCAUUUUUUUAUUAUUAUUGAUAUCAGUAUUUUUUUUUCUUUUUUUUUAAACAAAUUAUGAUCUUCCUGUGUUAUACAAAUUCUUAUAUUCGAAGAUAUUUGUUUGAUGAUGAUGGUUGACUUUAGUAUUAAUUCUUAUUGAUAUCAUUAUUAGUAUCAUUAAUCAUUACUGUUAUUUUUUUUCAUUAACGUUAUUAUUAUUAUUAUUAUUAUUAUCAUUAUUGUUAUUAUCAUCAUUAUUAUAACUAUUAUUAUCAUCAAUAAUGACGAUGAUAUCAUUACUAUAGUUCUUAUCAUCAAACAUUUAUGAUAAUCUUGCUGUGACUCCUCUACAACAAAGACUGUUAUUCAAACCUUUUUCUCACAAUGAGAACAUACACCGAAUAUGAUGAAUAAUGAAUGGAAGAUCAAGUCCAUCCUAGCGCUUGAGACAAUCCUAUGUUAUACAUUUUCAUUUCCAUCUUCAUGUGUGAAGAUGGUGAAGAUGCCUCGUCCCAUUUUCAUUCUUAUAAGAAACCUCAGCAUUUUGCCUUCAUGUAAUAAUGUCUUUAUGUACAUGUAUAAAAGUCUUUUUAAACUCUCCCCGAGAUAGGAGAAGGUGCUAUGUUACGUAAUGUUUAAGUUUCCCAGUGUUGUUAUGCAUGUACAUUUUCUUGUGUGUAUGUGUGUAUUUUUAUCUUUUUUCAUGUUUCUUUUUAUAUCGAUUUGCGAAAGGUAUUUCAUGCGUAAAACACGCAGAAGAGAUCAACUAUUGGUAAAUCUAGACUUUUCUUUGCGUUGCCAAUCACAUCAGUUGACAGUGUUAUUUGCAUGUUCGUGCGAGGUGUCUUGAAGCACGCGACCACACUGGAAAGAUUGACAUUUUUUUUUGUAUAUAUUUCUCUCUCUCUCUCUAUUUCUAUCUAUCUAUCUGGACAUCUUCCACCCCUCUCUCCUUUCUGUCUUUCUCUCUCAUUUUAUUCUUUUACAGUGCAUACAGAACAAGCCAUUCUUUUGAAAAUUGAAAGUCCAAUCACCUUUUUUUUCUCUAAACAUUUCUAGUUUAGUGUUAUCUAGUCACCUUGCCUUUUGACACACGGAAAGAAAUUAAAAAAAAAAAAAACUUUACCAAAGACACUCAAAAACUUCCUUCCAGCCUAUAGUAGGAAUCUGAGUGCUAAAUGACGGCUCAAUGUUCCGUGAUUGGACAAGAGAUGUAAGAAGAGAAAUAACAGAAAUAGAUCGUCUUUUGUUCUAUAUAGAUUAAAAAAAAGGGAGACAAAUAAUGUUGCCAAGGAAGAUGUAAAUCCGUAAUAAGAAAAAUGUCAGGUCGUAAUUCAGUCUUGUUAAGGAUUACUAGUGGAAGUGUACAGUCAGCUAAAAGGGUAAAACAAAAGAUAAAGAAUUAAAUAAUAUCUCUUCGUUGAAAGACAGUUUUCCCUCACCAACUGCGACAGGUGGAAGGAGGGAAAUGUUGUCAGUCCCGAAGUUGUCAGUAAUGGAUCAGCCACUUUUUUUUUUAUUAAUUCCCUAAUGGAGGUGAGGGUUCAUGUGUUGAUGUUAGUGUUAUUUUUUGUCACUUGCAGAUGUAAAAUGUUUCCGGUCUGUUGGUUUGCGAGAAAAAACAAAUAGAAAAAAUGUUGAGUGGAUUAUGGUACUUACCUUCAUGUUUAAAUUAUAACUCGUCUCGAUUAGAAAGUAAAUUUUGAUUUGCACUCAAAAACAUUAAAUCAUGAUUAUUUGUAUGAUUCGCUGUUUCAUAUGUUACGGCUUUACAACGCAAGAAAUUAUCUAUGACAAAUCGUGCAAAGUUUACGUACCUUGAUUUCAUUAAUACAUCAUCAGUCACUGAACUUUAUCAACAGUCUAGUUAAUUAUCCCUAAUCUCGUUGUUCUCGCAUGAACAAGAUGCUGCUCAAUAGAAUCCAUUUUCCUGACUGCACCUUGCUGCAUCACUGCUCUGAAUUUACGAUUGAAAGUUGCGUAACGGUAUUGAUUUCUGGAACACACACACACACACACACACACACACACACACACACACACACACACACACACACACACACACACACACACACACACACACACACACACACACACACACACACACA
This is a messenger RNA of Penaeus indicus, 7202 nucleotides long. Its product is annotated as nephrin-like. Gene Ontology annotation, molecular function: cell adhesion molecule binding. Gene Ontology annotation, cellular component: plasma membrane; cell-cell junction. NCBI's taxonomy places the organism in Eukaryota, Metazoa, Arthropoda, Malacostraca, Decapoda, Penaeidae. The record is from RefSeq and is a predicted model, not a curated record. The transcript is spliced from 17 exons. The annotation marks the transcript as partial. Gene Ontology annotation, biological process: cell-cell adhesion.